Messenger RNA from Spinacia oleracea (spinach), 2237 nucleotides. RefSeq names its product O-fucosyltransferase 1. The record is from RefSeq and is a predicted model, not a curated record. The transcript is spliced from 9 exons. NCBI's taxonomy places the organism in Eukaryota, Viridiplantae, Streptophyta, Magnoliopsida, Caryophyllales, Amaranthaceae. Gene Ontology annotation, cellular component: cytoplasm; endosome; trans-Golgi network. Bases 180 to 1742 code for a protein of 520 amino acids.
GAUCCAAGUUAGGAGCAAACAAGUGAGGCGUCAAACGAGCGGGAUAACCUGAUUUCACCGCCAGACUCACUCCUCAGCUCAUCACGAACUCCAACUCUGGAUCACUACAAUCCCCAAUUUCUCCAGAAAUUCAAACCCUAGUCUCUUCAAUUUUGCGCAUUGCUCUGUAAUUGAGAAGCAUGAGAAGGGAAGGGGAAAUGGGACAGAGAAGACGGAAGCUGAAGCAGUGGAGUGGAGGAAUGAAGGGGAUGAUUGGGAAGCUAAUAAUUGCGGCCAUUGUUCUUGUCGUUUGCACUUUCUCUCUCUUCUCCUCAAGGUCCACCCUCCGAUCUACCACUAGAACCGAGAUUAAUACGGAGGAACUUUGGCAAACCGCGCAGUCUGAUGGCUGGAGACCGUCUUCUGCUCCUCGUUCUGAUUGGCCUCCUCCCCCUAGUAAGACGAAUGGGUACCUGCGUGUUCGCUGCAACGGUGGUCUGAAUCAGCAGAGGACUGCAAUUUGUAAUGCUGUUCUUGCUGCUCGAAUCAUGAAUGCAACGCUCGUGUUACCUGAGCUGGAUGCUAAUUCCUUUUGGCAUGAUGACAGUGGGUUUCAAGGUAUCUAUGACGUGGAGCAUUUUAUGAGGACUCUGAGAUAUGAUGUGCGAAUUGUUGAAAGUGUUCCAGAGAUUCACAAAAAUGGAAAAACCAAGAAAAUGAAAGCUAUUCAGAUGAACCCUCCAAGAGAUGCGCCGAUCAGUUGGUAUACAACUGUUGCUUUGGAGAAGAUGAAGGAGAAUGGUGCUAUCUACCUGACCCCCUUUUCUCACCGUCUGGCUGAGGAAGUUGACAAUCCUGAAUAUCAAAGAUUAAGGUGCAGGGUAAAUUAUCAUGCUCUCAGAUUUAAGCCACAUAUAAUGGAGCUGAGCCAUGCAAUAGUGAAUAGGCUACGUGCGCAAGGUCGCUUCAUGGCGAUACAUCUUCGAUUUGAAAUGGAUAUGCUGUCAUUUGCUGGGUGCUUUGAUAUAUUUUCCCCCAAGGAGCAGAAGGAAUUGAAAGAGUAUAGGGCGAAGAACUUUGCGCCUAAGAAACUUGUGUAUGAUGAGAGACGUGCUAUUGGGAAAUGUCCUUUAACUCCAGAAGAGGUUGGCCUUGUCCUACGCGCAAUGGGUUUUGAUAACUCCACCAGGAUCUAUCUAGCAGCUGGCGACCUUUAUGGCGGUGAACGUUUCAUGAAACCUUUUAGGUCUAUUUUCCCGCAUCUUGAAAACCACAGCACCGUAGAUACAUCAGGACAGCUAAAAAAGAACACAAAUGGUAUGCUGGGGUCGGCUGUAGAUUACAUGGUUUGCCUACUUGCAGAUAUUUUUAUGCCCACCUAUGAUGGCCCAAGCAAUUUUGCAAACAACCUUCUGGGCCACCGCCUGUACUACGGCUUUCGAACAAUUAUCAGGCCAGACAGGAAGGCUCUUGCCCCAAUUUUCAUUGAUCGAGAAAAGGGGCGCUCAAAUGGUUUCGAAGAAGCUGUGAGAAGUGUAAUGACGAAGACUAGCUUUGGUGGUCCCCAUAAGCGGAUAUCCCCUGAAUCAUUCUACACCAAUUCAUGGCCUGAAUGCUUCUGUCAGAUGUCAGCAAAAAAUCCUGCUGAUAAAUGCCCACCAGAAAACACUAUGGAAACGUUGCAUAGCCGAUUAGAGAGUGAAGGUGUCAGUGAUAUCUCAGCAACCGGUUCAAACUUGACUGUUUCUGGGGCUCAGAGAUGAAAAAUUGUCAUUCAUCCAAGGUCAAUUAAUACUUCUUGACAUCAUAGAAAAUACUGGGUAUUGCCGUGAUAUGCUUCAGUUGUAAAGAAUAUGUGAUAUAGAUGAUGAGGUUUUGCAGAGUUUCUACACAAACAGGUGUUAUCUAGAAAGUUUCUGACUUUCCAUAGCAUUAUUGUAAAGAAUAUGUGAUAUAGAUGAUGAGGUUUUGCAGAGCCUGAGUUUAUUUGCGAAAAAUAGAAACAACGGGUAUGAGCAUUUCUGGAAGUAGAAAUAGCAAGGAAAAAAUAUGGGUUAGAGUAGGAUACAUGCAAUCCAAAUUGUCCAUCUGAAUUGUGUUUUUCCGGUUGUAUAGGACCAAGCCAAGUAGCGAUGAGCAGACGAGUGUGAUUACUUUUUUCUGCGGAACUCUGAUGACUGUAACAAAGUCCUUUAUUUUCCUAAUGUAAUAGGAAUAAUAUUUUUGACGAUUUUAUUAAGAUUUAACCACUACCAGUA